Ruditapes philippinarum (Manila clam) is the source of this 658-nucleotide messenger RNA. Its product is annotated as complement C1q-like protein 2. The transcript has 2 exons. The coding region runs from base 79 to 624 and encodes 181 amino acids. The record is from RefSeq and is a predicted model, not a curated record. Gene Ontology annotation, molecular function: protein binding. Lineage: Eukaryota; Metazoa; Mollusca; Bivalvia; Venerida; Veneridae.
GGUUCGCAUUGCAUGUUUGUAAAGUUAAACACUUAAAAAACAGAUUUGUGUUAAGAUUUUUUAGUUACAUUGUUUACUAUGUAUCAAUAUUAUAUAGAAGCAAUACUUGUAGCUUGCUUGGGAAUUGCAUUAUUGGUAGUCAUAAACAGAUUAGAGAAGUUGGAAAAUGGACACGAAUCGUAUCUUUUAAAUAGAGAUAAAGCUACCAUGGCUGCCUUUUCCGUGAGCGCACCUGCUUCUAUAAGCUCGAGUGAAACAAGACAGAAGCUUGAGCAAUACGAAACUGUUCACAUAAAUGGUGGAGACUUCAAUGAAGAUACAGGAGUUUUUACCUGUGGUACGACAGGCUUGUACUUCUUUACUGCUACCCUUGUGAAGAGGCGUGAUUUUAGGGACAAAUUCGACUUUGUUAAAUGUGAUAUAUAUAAAAACGAUUUACAGCAGCUAAAUCUAAAAAUUAACCCCAACGGUGAAGAAUGGGACUUUGGGCAUGCAGCAAUCAGUAAUUCGAUAGUUGUUAAACUCGACAUUGGUGAUAUUGUUUAUCUUGGUAAUUGUAACACGAUAAAACAUUUUGCAAAUUGGACAUCGUUUACAGGAUUCCUUCUGUACCCAGAAAUUUAACUGCAUUUAGAACUUAUGAUUGUAAAGACAUAGG